Messenger RNA from Neomonachus schauinslandi (Hawaiian monk seal), 1633 nucleotides. RefSeq names its product annexin A5 (gene ANXA5). The record is from RefSeq and is a predicted model, not a curated record. Gene Ontology annotation, molecular function: calcium ion binding; calcium-dependent phospholipid binding. Lineage: Eukaryota; Metazoa; Chordata; Mammalia; Carnivora; Phocidae. Gene Ontology annotation, biological process: negative regulation of coagulation. The transcript has 13 exons. The coding region runs from base 206 to 1171 and encodes 321 amino acids. Gene Ontology annotation, cellular component: cytoplasm.
GAGGGGCGGGUGGUGUUUCCGUUGCUUGGAGUGGACUGAGAGCUGCUGCCUGGAGCCUAUUCUGCUCGCAUCCCUGCCCUGCCCUGCGCGCCGCCGCCCCGCGCUCCGCCACCCCGCGCUCCGCCGCUCUCUGGGAGGUUCGGGGCACUUAGGUCCCUCUGUCACCCUCGGUUUGCGUCGCCUUCUCCUGACCUGAGCAGUCGCCAUGGCACAGGUUCUUAAAGGCACCGUGGUUGCCUUCCCUGGAUUUGAUGAGCGGGCUGAUGCAGAAACUCUUCGGAAGGCCAUGAAAGGCCUGGGCACUGAUGAGGAGAGCAUCUUGACUCUGUUGACAUCCCGAAGUAAUGCUCAGCGCCAGGAAAUCGCCGUGGCUUUUAAAACUCUAUUUGGCAGGGACCUUCUGGAUGACCUGAAAUCAGAACUGACUGGAAAAUUUGAAAAAUUAAUCGUGGCUCUGAUGAAACCUUCUCGGCUUUAUGAUGCCUAUGAACUGAAGCAUGCUCUUAAGGGAGCUGGGACAGAUGAAAAAGUACUGACAGAAAUUAUUGCUUCGAGGACACCUGAAGAACUGAGAGCCAUAAAACAAGUUUAUGAGGAAGAAUAUGGCUCAAGCCUGGAAGAUGACGUGGUGGGGGAUACAUCAGGGUUCUACCAGAGGAUGUUGGUGGUUCUCCUUCAGGCUAAUAGAGACCCUGAUGCUGGAAUUGAUGAAGCACAAGUUGAACAAGAUGCUCAGGCUUUGUUCCAGGCUGGAGAACUGAAAUGGGGGACAGAUGAAGAAAAGUUUAUCACCAUCUUUGGGACACGAAGUGUGUCUCAUUUGAGAAGGGUGUUUGAUAAGUACAUGACUAUAUCAGGAUUUCAGAUUGAGGAAACCAUUGACCGAGAGACUUCUGGUAAUUUGGAGCAACUCCUCCUUGCUGUUGUGAAAUCUAUUCGAAGUAUACCCGCCUACCUUGCAGAAACCCUCUACUAUGCUAUGAAGGGAGCGGGGACGGAUGAUCAUACCCUCAUCAGAGUCGUGGUGUCCAGGAGCGAGAUUGAUUUGUUUAACAUUAGGAAGGAGUUCAGGAAGAAUUUCGCCACCUCUCUCUAUUCCAUGAUUAAGGAUGAUACGUCUGGGGACUAUAAGAAAGCCCUCUUGCUGCUCUGUGGAGGAGAGAACGACUGAGAUAACCAGCUGGAGAGAGAUCCUGCGCCGUGCCUGCCACGGCCGCCGCGACCUUCCUAAGCCUCUCGCUGUGCUUGUUUGUAUGCCCGAGCCUGACACAUUGCCUUAUUCAUACUAGCAUGCUAAUGACCAAAACAUACAUGUUGCAGAAGAGAAAUAGCGGUGCUUCUUGCUGAUGUUCAGUAAAGCUCUUUCUCUUUGUCUUUUGUAGUACUUACGUUACUAAAGUCUAAAGUCUGGGUCAUUUAGAUUUUCUUUUAGAAGAUCCGACUGCUUUUAGCCUUUUUAAAAAGCUUCAUUUAUAUUAAAUUGAUAACUGUAUUUCCUUAAUCAGAACCUUAGCCUUAAAAUGAUGAACUCCUGGAAGUGUUAUUAAUCAAGUUUGCUACUAAACUAAACCUGAAAAAUUAUGGUGGUUGCAUUCAAAAGAUUAAUGAGAAAUAAACAUUUCCUUCCCCCUGA